AUGAUGGAUGCUAGAACACCAUUAUUAACGGCAGAUGCACGUUAUUCUAUAGAUUCAAAUAAUGAAAAUCCAUCCAAAUAUGAAGCAGCCAAAGUAGAUUUACAGUAUGUUAUUUAUUCUUCACCAUUAAAUAUUUUGCUGAUUUUUGUGCCACUGGGGAUAUUCUGGGGGGUUAUGGAAUUUUCUCAUACAUGGGUCUUUAUCUUCAAUUUCUUAGCUAUUGUUCCACUUGCUGCUAUAUUGGCCUAUGCUACUGAGGAACUCGCUGAGAAGGCAGGUAGUACUGUCGGUGGACUAUUAAAUGCAACUUUUGGUAACGCUGUUGAGUUGAUUGUAUCGGUAAUCGCUUUGAAAGGAGGUCAAGUAAGAAUUGUUCAAGCUUCAAUGUUAGGUAGUUUGUUGUCAAAUUUGUUACUAGUACUAGGUUUCUGUUUCGUCUGUGGUGGUUACAACAGAGUGCAACAGACUUUCAAUCAAACUGCCGCACAAACUAUGUCCUCGCUUUUAGCUAUAUCAUGUGCUUCCUUAUUGAUUCCUGCUGCGUUUAAGGCUACUUUGCCAGAAGGUCAUUUCGAUAAGUUGAUUGACGAGAAAAUCUUGUCCUUAAGCAGAGGAACGUCCAUAAUUUUAUUGAUUGUAUACGUCUUAUUUUUGUUUUUCCAAUUACGUACACACCAUGUUAUGUUUGAACAGCAGAAUGAAGAGACAGAAGAAAUUGUUGGUCAAUAUUCUACUAAACCGGAACAUAGCCUGAGUAGAAAUUCCUCUAUUUCAUUUUUACUUGCAGCCACUAUUUUAGUAUCUAUUUGUGCAGAUUAUUUAGUUGGUGCUAUUGACUCUGUAGUUGCAUCGAGUGGUUUGUCCAAGACAUUUAUCGGUUUAAUUGUCAUCCCAAUUGUUGGUAAUGCGGCAGAACAUGUCACUUCUGUCAUGGUUGCUAUGAAAAAUAAGAUGGAUCUGGCUAUAGGUGUUGCCAUUGGGUCCUCUUUGCAAAUAGCAUUAUUUGUGACGCCGUUUAUGGUACUUGUUGGUUGGCUCAUUGAUGUUCCAAUGACAUUAAACUUUUCAACGUUCGAGACAGCCACACUAUUUAUUUCUGUCUUUUUAUCAAACUAUCUGGUUUUAGAUGGGGAGUCUAACUGGUUAGAAGGUGUUAUGUCUCUAUCCAUGUAUUUAUUGAUUGCUAUGGCAUUCUAUUACUACCCAGAUAUUGACGUUUUAAACAAGUUAUGA
Molecule: messenger RNA, 1233 nt
Organism: Kazachstania africana CBS 2517
Lineage: Eukaryota; Fungi; Ascomycota; Saccharomycetes; Saccharomycetales; Saccharomycetaceae
Gene: VCX1
Product: Vcx1p
Exons: 1
Coding region: 1-1233 (410 amino acids)
Biological process (GO): intracellular calcium ion homeostasis; calcium ion transmembrane transport
Cellular component (GO): fungal-type vacuole membrane
Molecular function (GO): calcium:proton antiporter activity
Source: RefSeq, a predicted model, not a curated record